AUGGUGUUGCAGAAUGAAGCACUGGAGCAAAGCUUAAAGGCUGCCACGGAUGAAUUACAGGACGUGAGAGCAGAGCGUAAUGUCUAUCAGGAGAAAGCUCACAGACUAAACCUGGAAAUUAACCACAUCUUGGGAAGCCACGAGAAUCGCAUUCUGGAUAUUGAUGCUCUGUGUAUGGAGAACAGAUGGCCCGUGUUUGUGUUGCAGUUUGCUGUGAACCUGUUCAGGGCUCUGCCGCCUUCAUCGAACCCGACGGGAGCAGAGUUCGACCCGGAGGAGGAUGAACCCACUCUGGAAGCAGCCUGGCCUCAUCUGCAGCUGGUGUACGAGUUUUUCCUGCGGUUUCUCGAGUCGCCCGACUUUCAGCCGAAUAUUGCCAAGAAAUACAUUGACCAGAAAUUUGUGAUGCAGCUUCUGGAGUUGUUUGACAGUGAAGAUCCACGAGAGAGAGAUUUCCUGAAAACCACCCUGCACCGAAUAUAUGGAAAGUUUCUCGGGCUGCGCGCUUACAUUAGAAAGCAAAUUAAUAACAUAUUUUACAGGUUUAUUUACGAGACGGAGCAUCACAACGGAAUCGCGGAGUUCCUGGAGAUCCUGGGCAGCAUCAUCAACGGCUUUGCUUUGCCAUUAAAAGAGGAGCACAAGAUCUUCCUGCUGAAGGUUUUGCUGCCGCUGCAUAAAGUGAAGUCUCUGAGCGUCUAUCACCCGCAGCUGGCGUAUUGUGUGGUUCAGUUCUUGGAGAAGGACAGCACGCUCACUGAACCGGUGGUCGUGGCUCUUCUCAAGUACUGGCCCAAGACUCACAGUCCGAAGGAGGUGAUGUUCCUCAACGAGCUGGAGGAGAUCCUGGACGUGAUCGAGCCGUCCGAGUUCGUGAAGGUCAUGGAGCCGCUCUUCCGUCAGCUGGCCAAGUGUGUGUCCAGUCCGCACUUCCAGGUGGCGGAGAGAGCGCUUUAUUACUGGAAUAACGAGUACAUCAUGAGUCUCAUCAGUGACAACGCAGCCAAGAUCUUACCCAUCAUGUUCCCCGCGCUUUACCGCAACUCCAAGAGCCACUGGAACAAGACCAUUCACGGCUUGAUCUAUAACGCACUGAAGCUCUUCAUGGAGAUGAACCAGAAGCUGUUUGACGACUGCACACAACAGUUCAGAGCCGAGAAGAACAAAGAGAAGGCCAAGCUGAAGGAGAGAGAGGAGGCCUGGAUGAAGAUCGAGAAUCUGGCCAAGUCAAACCCGCAGUACGUUUUGUGUGUUGAUCCGUCUGGACUAAACAGUCCUGUAGAAAUGGAGACUGAUGGUCCCUUUAUAGAAGAUGUUCAGAUGUUAAAAAAGACAGUGCAGGCCAGAGCCCUUCAGAUGUCGAGGGAGCAGAGGAAGGAGCGGCCGCUCGUCAGGCGUAAAUCGGAUCUUCCUCAGGACUCCUUCACCACCAAAGCCUUGGAGACGCACCGGCGGUCCGAAGACAUGCUGACCAACCACGACUAGCUCAGGUGUUCGUUUGGAGGCUCCACAUCUCCGGGGUUUUCUUGACUCUCUCUCUUCCUGUGUUCCGGACGCUCGCCGCUGCGUGAUUGAGAACACGGCUGGAGCGGAGCGGAAAGCUUUCUUUGUGUUUCACAUUUGUGUUUAUUUUCAGGGACGGUUGCCAGUGCCAAUACUGUCAUGCUGAUUAGCUUCCAUAGUUUUAUUUCUCUGUUUAUUGCUUCAGCUAAUGUGGUGUUUCAGACUAAAGCACGUCUGUCACGUGUUCUCUCUGUGUGUCGCUCAGAUCGGAUGGCUUGGUUAGUUCACUUCUGUGCCAUAGACAGUUUGGUUGAACGUGGUGUCUCCGCUCGUUGUGCUGUUUCACUGGUUCAAACAAUGGUACGGUUUCUCCAUCGGAUCGACGGCUGAAUGUCGCCAACAUUCCCGGAUUAGUUCAUCCGACAUGGAGCUCUGGGAUCCGAUAGGAAGCUCUUCUGAUCUCAGACUCUCCAGAAGGACCUCAGUGCCUUCCAGCGGCGGAGACGAGGGCCUUCGGUCCAUUCGGAUGAAUCCAGAUCCAAACGCAGCGGUGUGACGCCGACGCUUCGAUUGUUAAUUUCCAUCCGGAUGCUUUCCUGUUAUUUUAUUGAACUACCUAGAAGCACUUCCUGAAAACUUGAAAACUCUACUGCGAGAGUGUGUGAGUGUGAGUGUGAGUGUGAGUGUGUGAGUGAGAGUGUGAGAGUGUGUGAGUGAGA
Molecule: messenger RNA, 2222 nt
Organism: Sinocyclocheilus rhinocerous
Lineage: Eukaryota; Metazoa; Chordata; Actinopteri; Cypriniformes; Cyprinidae
Product: serine/threonine-protein phosphatase 2A 56 kDa regulatory subunit gamma isoform-like
Exons: 13
Coding region: 1-1485 (494 amino acids)
Biological process (GO): signal transduction; protein dephosphorylation
Cellular component (GO): nucleus; protein phosphatase type 2A complex; cytosol
Molecular function (GO): protein phosphatase activator activity
Source: RefSeq, a predicted model, not a curated record